AAACUGCAGAAGAGGACUUUUUUGGAUGAACAUAAAACUGAGCUCUUUACUGUAACAUUGCAGUAUAUUCUGGACAAAUCAGAUGUUUUCAGGUAGCUUUUAUUUCGGCUUGGAGUCAUGUUACCAUUGAAAGACAAAGAUAAACCCGUCGUCCAGAAGCUACUGUCAGCUGGCUGCUGCGCCCGCUGUGUCCUCCGCUUCUGCUGUGUGAGCGUUCAGGCUGCCUACAGGCAACCCCAACAGGAAACUCUGAAGGAGCUGCAUUGUUUCAUCGGUGAUACAACAGAUUCAGGAGCAGCAAAGUCCACAGAGGAAAACAAAGAUGAACCAGCUGAAGAUCCACCCAGUAAAAGACCCAAACUGGAGCCAAGUCUGACAGGUGCUGAACUAGAUCAAGGGUCUACUGCUGAAAAACUGAAGGAUGAAGAGUCGCAGGUGUGUGUGGUGUGUUUGGGGAUUCUACAGGAACUCUGUGACAAAAACCAGGCCAUAAAGAUUGUGGAGGCAGUAAAAGGAGAAAACUAUGAGUUCGACACACUGGUGCUGUCAGUGUCCCUCCCUGCUCAGCUGUGUGUCCGAGAGCAUUCCUGUUGGCUUCAUGUGAAGACACAACUGAGAGAGAAAAGCAUCAUCCUAGGAAAGGACGACGUGAUCCAGGUGAAGGAAGCUUUCAAGUGGAUCAUGCAGAGCCUGGUUGCCAAGGAGCUGGGAGGUGUUGCCGUGGUUACCAAGAGUCCGUUCGAAGUUGGUGUGGAGUUCACUCACCCAGAGACAGACGCUGACUGCCACUUUCUGGCAUCGGUGUGUCCUGACUGCUUCAAACCCACCAAGAACAAACAGUCUGUGUUCACCAGGAUGGCUGUGGUCAAAGCUCUGGAGAAGAUACCUGAGCCCAAAUUUCUGAAGCAUUACCCUUGUCCGCCCAUACAGACGACCACCAGAUGCAGCGCCCAGGACGUCCAGUGUCUCCACACAUCUGUCUUUGUAGCAGGGAGGUACAACAAGUUCUGCCGCAGUCUGCCUCAGACUCCCUGGGUGAUCGACGGCGAGCGGAGGAUGGAGUCGUCUGUAGAAGAACUGAUUGCUACACCCAUCGUGUCAGCCUUCAGAGCCCAAGGAUUUAACUUCUCCUCCUCAGGCAGAGAGGACGUCGAUGUCCGGACUCUUGGAAAUGGUCGUCCGUUUGCGAUGGAGCUGCUGAAUCCUCACAGAUCCAGAUUCAACCGAGUACAGAUGAAGCAGCUGCAGGAGACCAUCAACAACUCCUCCGAUAAAAUCCGAGUCAGAGAUCUACAGGUUGUUACCAGAGAGGCGAUGAGUCGGAUGAAGGAGGGCGAGGAGGAGAAGACGAAGUCCUACACAGCGCUCAUCUGGACCCAGAAACCGAUCUGCAGUGAAGACAUAACGUUUAUCGAUGGCAUAAAGGACCUGACCCUGGAACAGAAGACUCCUCUGAGGGUUCUUCACCGUCGGGUGCUGGCCGUCCGGCCGCGAGUCAUCCACAGCAUGACCACCCGCUUCCUGGACCCGCAUCACUUCUACCUGGGACUGAAGACUCAGGCUGGGACUUACAUUAAAGAGUUCGUUCACGGAGACUUUGGCCGAACCAAACCAAACCUGUGUCAGCUACUGAAGACAGAGACCGACAUCCUGGAGCUGGACGUGGAGUCCGUCGACGUGGACUGGCCUCCUACCAUUCCAGAGUGACCUUUGACCCCAACGCCCAACGAAGAGGCCAGACGACACCUGAGCAAAAAACGUCAACUCAGAGCAAAACGGCUGAAACAUAAGACUGUAAAGGAUGUGCAAAGGUGGAGGUGAAGGCCACGUGAAGGUGUUACGGUGGAAUUAUUUCUUAGAAGAAAUAUUCCAAAG
Molecule: messenger RNA, 1875 nt
Organism: Sphaeramia orbicularis (orbiculate cardinalfish)
Lineage: Eukaryota; Metazoa; Chordata; Actinopteri; Kurtiformes; Apogonidae
Gene: pus10
Product: pseudouridine synthase 10
Exons: 18
Coding region: 118-1707 (529 amino acids)
Biological process (GO): tRNA pseudouridine synthesis
Molecular function (GO): pseudouridine synthase activity; RNA binding
Source: RefSeq, a predicted model, not a curated record